AUGCCGCAAAGCGAAAAACGACCUAUUCCGAAGCACCUCGGCGGCGUAGGCCCUCAGAUGCUUCCGGAGUUUCAAGAGGUUCUCCCUGGCCAGCUUUCUCCGGGAGCGGACGACUCCACCAGCUUCCACGAGACUCCACAGCAUCUCGACUUGUCGCUCACAUCGUCACCGCUCUCCGAGCACCCACACGCCCAUUCUUCAACAGCCGGACACUUCCCCUUCGAGCACGACCAACAAGGGCACCGGGCAGCGACAUCGGAAGACCCACUGUCACGAAGUCCUCACGCCAGAGCCUGGAACAUGUCAUUCCCGGCCAGGGAUGCCUCGUUCCCCUACCAGCGCGGCGAGCGGGACCCACGAGACACCCCCUGGCCAAGUUAUCCUGGAAGGUCUGGACCUGGAGAUCCACCGGCUAUGGGCGGACACAGCGUAGAUCCAGCACCUGGUGUUCAGCACAGUGCAGCUGAAAGAAGCUUCCAGUAUUACGGACCAGCUGACCAGUAUCCACCAGAUGUCGUCCCACACGUCGGCACAAGUCGUCAUGAUUUGUUAAGCUUGCCCGGACAAGAGUUCGGCGGCGGCCACCUGGACCAUUACCCGGCAACAAGACCGGUCCGGCAACUACAGCAGCAGCGACAGGGACAACAGCUACAGCUACAGCUACAGCAACAGCAACAUCAACAACAGCAACAACAGCAGCAACAACAAUAUCACCAGCAAUAUCAACAACAAUAUCAACAACCACCGCAACCACAUCAACAAUCACCACCACAACCACAUCGACAACAACCGAUUCGACCACAUAAUCAGCCACAGCCACAGCUGCAAUCGCAACCGCAAAUACAAACAUCACCACCAGAACCCCCGCCGCAGAUGAAUGUGCCUCGGCACAUCUCUUCCGCGAGUCGACUGCAGCAGCAAAUGCUUCUACUUCAGCAAGAGCAAGAGAUGUUGCUCUCGCGUUCCACAUCCAGGCGCGUCACGCCUUCACAAGCUCCGCAGAUAUCUUCAGAAGCUCAGAGUGAGGACCUCUCCCGGGUCGAGUCUCAGGCCUCGGCCAGGACUAGGCUUUUGCAAGCGAGGCCCACCCGAGCAGAGCAAGAAAAGCAAGUGCCUUCAGCGACAUCAUACCCGCUCGCGGAGCAGUUCCUUCAGCAGGGAGUGCAUGGCCAGCAGGGCCCCUUCGCGAAACAGCAAGUCCAACCGGCGGCCCCGAGACCGCAGAAUGCAAGGCAGCUGUCCCCGAAGCACUCAGCGCCGGUUCAACAUCCGCACGACGAGCUUUGCAGUGCCUCGGCUCCGCAACGCUCCGCCAGCCCUCGCUCCUUGUCCACCGCGGCUCCUGCAUAUCCGCGAGCAAGAGAGCUCGAACAGCAGCGCAGACUGAUAAAAGAGAGACAGGAGUUGCAAGCAGCCAGGGGAGGCAGAACUCCACCUCCUAUCUCUCUCGGCCUUGCAGCUGGGGCGCGAGCUCAGCACCGCAAAGGUGAGAGUCCUGUUCGGGACGUGGUGAGAAACGCUUCGAGAUCAGAUUCACCCAAGCAGAUCUCUCCUUCCGCGAAGCAACACAGGGCCGAGAUCCCAAGCUCAAAGCGUGAUGGAGUGGCCCAGUCGUCGCACCGUCCAGUCAGCGCCGGACUUUCCAGGGGCGCUGGAAGCGCCAGUGGACAGCGAAUCGCGAGCAGAAGCCCACCAGAAAUGCCUGUGUUUGUAGAGCCCAUCGCACGGCUUGCGGUGCAGACAUCCAGGAGCCAGACGCUUCACUUCAGCAACUCCAGCAACAGCAAGUUUGGGCCCAAAGAGGCCCGCAGAGGCGGCGAGCGAUCGGCCAGCCCCUUUGGUGUGCAGCGCCCGCGUAGCCCGCGUAGCCCCAAGCCUUCCCCACGAUCGGAGAAAUCUGCACCUGGGCCGAGACAGACUGGUGCGAAGCCGGUCACGUCGAGAGGUUCCAGCCCAAGGAACCCCGCAAGCAGACAGGUCAAUGGACAGGUCCAGCCAAAGGCAAAGACGGACGAGAGUCGGUGUAAAGUUGAGAGCAGGUUUCAGAGCCCGUCUGUCCAGCCGAGAGAUCCGUCCCCAGCCUUCGAACGCCUACCAAGAAAGCCUGCAGUGCCUGUGGCACCACGGUCGCAGACACCCCCGAAGAAGGGCCUUGCCUCCUACUUGCCAGGCGCGCAGCCGGCAAAGAACACAAGCUCAUCCACACCUGCAGGUCAGGCAGGCUUCGCAGACAAAGUGGCUGCGCUCCCACAGCCGACCGACCAGCAAGCCUGCAGCCAAAGGGGCAUGUCCAAGACUGCAGAGGAGAAGGAAGGGCGUGUCUAUGUGGGAUUCCGUGACGGGCAAGGACAGAAAAGCGGCUAUGGAGUGAUGCAGAUGGAUGGAACAACCUACACAGGCCAAUGGUGUGGGAGCAAAAGAGAAGGUUACGGAACCUUGUUCUUCAAUGGCGGCGUCUUUGAAGGGCAGUGGCUGCAAGGCAGUGCGCAUGGCAAAGGGGCCAUUCAUUUUCAAAACGGGGACACCUUUGAGGGAAUGUAUGCCAACAAUAAGAAAUGUGGGCAUGGCGUCUACACCCGGGCAGAUGGUACCAAAGAGUCCGGAGAGUAUGCUGGUGGUCAAAAGGACGGCCUCCAUCUAUGGUGCUCAGGAAAGGAGUCCUGGGAGGUGGUCUACGACAUGGGAACAGUGGUAGCCACGAGAAGAUUGGACGCCAGCAAAGUGGAAAGCCAGGGGAUGAAGCAAGACGAAGCUACCGACGCAACAGAAAGCACUCCAGCAGCAGCAGCAGCAGCAGCAGCAGCAGCAGCAGAAGCCGAAGCCAGCGCGGCGCAAGGCCAGACGCAGAUGCCGAGGGUCUUGGACAAGGCACGGCCGGCACCGAGGCCAACUCCACCCCCAAGUCCGCCUGCGAAGGCUCUGCUUCCAAGCAAUCGCUGCCGUUCUGACAGCGCCUUCCGAGCUCAAGGCUUCACCGACGAAGAGAUCGCCCUGAUUGAACGUCGGAGCCCUCCAAGCUCACCAGUUGCCCCCGCGCCCGACAGAGCCGCGCAGCCCGGAGGCUGCAGUGCCCGAGUGUACUUUCCCACCUCCGCUCGGGGCAAAUCCCGAGAUCAAAGCCGAGGCGCCUUGCCCGGUUCGUCAGCUCCCGAAGCCGCUACUGCUGCGGAUGCCGCGGCCGGGGCAGCUGCACCUGCGCAGCCGCAGGCAGCAGCUGCUCUGUCUGAGGACUCUGCAGCGCAGCAGAUGCAGGAGAUUGAAAAUGGUCCAGACGAGACACCGGAGAGUCGCACUUCGCACCUCAGAGAACCGACGCCUGAAGGCCCGGAAAACGAUUCAGCUCGCUGA
Symbiodinium sp. CCMP2456 is the source of this 3348-nucleotide messenger RNA. NCBI's taxonomy places the organism in Eukaryota, Dinophyceae, Suessiales, Symbiodiniaceae. The record is from the annotation of a GenBank genome assembly.